UUUAUUAGCUACUUUACAAAGGUUUUAUUCACCGUAUGUGAAAUUAACAGUGAAAUAAUUAUCAAAAAUAAUAAAUUUGUAUAUAAUUUAAAAGAUGAACCAAUAGACGUUGUUUAUACAUGGGUCAAUGGAUCUGAUGUCGAAUUUUUACAAAGUUUAUAUCUGUUUUCCAAAAGUACUGAAUAUAAAGAUAAUAAAGAGACUUUAAAGUAUCGUUUCGAUGAUAAGCAUGAGUUAAAAUACUCUCUUCGAUCUUUGGAGAAAUUCGCACCUUGGAUUAAUCAUGUUUAUAUUGUAACAAAUGGACAGAUACCCCAUUGGCUUAAUUUAGAGUAUGAUAAGGUUACUAUUAUUACACAUGAACAAAUUUUCCCGGAUUUAGAUGAUUUACCAACGUUUUCGAGUGCUGCUAUUGAAAGUCAUCUUCAUAGCAUACCAAAUUUAUCAACACAUUUUCUCUACUUUAACGACGACAUAUUUUUAAAUAGUCAUAUUUAUUUGGAAGAUUUUGUAACAGAAAACAAUGGCUACAAAAUCUAUUUAUCAUGGCCUGUACCAAAUUGUAACGAAGGAUGCCCAUGGAUUUAUAUUCAUGAUGGAAUGUGUGAUACCGAAUGUAACGUAGAACUAUGCUUAUAUGAUGGAUACGAUUGCAUCAACAACAAACCCUCAGGCGAAGAAUAUAAUUUCAUUGAAGAAAUCGAAAAUCAAGAAAAGAUUUUAAUAAUACCUGAGGAAAAUGUUCCAAUGGAUAUCGAGAAUAAAUAUUAUAAUAAUACUUCAUGGAAAUUCGACACAACGAUAACACACGAUAAAAAGCAUAAAUUUAAUGAAUAUAUAAAAAAAUUUAACGAAACAGAGAAGAAUUUUAAUAAAACGGUGAAGAAUUAUAAUAAAAUUAUAAUGCAACGUAAUAAAACUCGUCGAAAACGUUUUCAAAAUUUACAAAAUAGUUUUUUAGCCAAAAAUAACACUUUAACGGUGCCAAUAAGCGAGCAUGAUGCUUACGCGAUGUCGUUAAUUCAUGUAAAUAAUAUUUUUAAUUUAAGAUAUAUUUUUCAAUCACGUCGAGCUAUAGCUCAUAUGCCAAUUUUCUUAAAUAAGAAUAUAAUCCAAGAAUUGUUAAGUACGUUUGAUAGUGAAUUUAAGAAUACGUCGAGGAAUAAGUUUAGAGCGAAUAAUGAUAUGCAAUUUGAGUUUAGUUACUCAUAUUUUUUGAUACAUGAAUUGCGAAAUGUUAGUAUCGAAGAGAUAUUUGAGUUUUUUGAUACUGAUCUUUCUGGAACAUGGUCUGAUAGAGAAAUACGUACUUUAUUAACCCGCCUACAUGAUCUACCUCUUGAUUACGAAAUGAUUAGCGAAUUAGAAAAUAUAUUAAUCAAUUGUUCAAUUAAUAUACAAUUUGAAAGUCUUGUGCCAAGCACGCCUCAAUAUGAGCGUUAUAUUGAUUCAAAAUUGCCAACAAUUUCAAAAGAAUUAGUACAACGAUGUAGACCACUAAAACGAUUAUUAUCGAAAAAAUAUUCAAAAGUGUCAAAAUAUAAAUAUGAAAUUUUAAAGAAUUCUCAUAAUGAAUUUGUGUCGUUUAAAAUGCUUACAUCGAAUUUAACGCAUGUUGUUGGUAAUUUAGAUGAAAUUCGAAAAUUUCCUAAGAAAUUUGUUUGUUUGAAUGACAAUAUGGAUAGCAGGAAAAUUGAAGAGAACAAUUUUGUACGAACAAUAUUAAAUGAUUUUUAUUUAUCGUUAUUUCCACAUCCUAGUAAAUUCGAGUUGCCAAAUGCAUAUCGGAAUCGUUUUACAAAUAUGCAAGAUCUCCAUUUCCUUGUUUAA
Messenger RNA from Chrysoperla carnea, 1830 nucleotides. RefSeq names its product N-acetylglucosamine-1-phosphotransferase subunits alpha/beta (gene Gnptab). The annotation marks the transcript as partial. Gene Ontology annotation, molecular function: UDP-N-acetylglucosamine-lysosomal-enzyme N-acetylglucosaminephosphotransferase activity. Gene Ontology annotation, cellular component: Golgi apparatus. Lineage: Eukaryota; Metazoa; Arthropoda; Insecta; Neuroptera; Chrysopidae. The record is from RefSeq and is a predicted model, not a curated record. Gene Ontology annotation, biological process: N-glycan processing to lysosome; carbohydrate phosphorylation. The transcript is spliced from 8 exons.